GGUACUGUACUUUUGGCUCUAAAUAAUACUAGCUACUACACCUAAGUGGUGUCUUUUAGCUAUUAUUUAAACAUUUAGUUAGACAGCUCAGUCAAUGGGUGGUGGUAGGACUUAGAUGACUUAUUUCGAAUGAAUAUUAUGCACUUUUAGUAUAAGAUUAUGAAAAUGAAAGUGCAUAUAACGUUAUGCUUCUGACAAAUCGCAGAUCUGAACCACUCAGAAACCUGCGGACACCCCGGAAUAUGAACGUGCAAAUAAUGUUAUGCUUCUGACAAACUGCAGAACUGACCCACUCGGAAUCUCGAACUUCAAAUGGAGAAUGGCUGAACAUCAGAUCGACGACCCAAAGAUUGCAUUUGCAUAUCUCCGCCCAUCAUGUGUGCUCUUGACCAAAGAACCCACAUGCACUAAUGUCGAAGCUCUGAGCGGUCAUCUCUGCAGCGUGAGCGAUGGAGCCCUUCAACAGCUCCAGGACUAUAUUCUGUUUCCUCUCAGAUUCGUCCUUAAAACCCCUGGACCCAAGCGGGAGGGACUCAUCCAGGCGGUUAUGGAAGCGAUGACGUAUGUUCUGGAAAACACGUGUGUACAGAGAUGGGAAUCUCUACGUGAUCUUUUCUCCGAGUUGUGUCUUUGUCUGUGUUCACCACAAGACCCUGGAAAGCCUGCUACAGCCUCUGAGGAAUUAAAAAUAUCCGUUCUUGGAUGUUUGGACACUCUCUUGCACUCUGCCUAUGGUGAUAUUGUUUUUAAACUCUAUGAGCCAAGCAUGUUGCCUGGACUUGGAGCAGCCGUCUCUUUACUUCUGGCACUCGCAGAACAAGAAAAAGCAAGAAGUGUACAAACAGCGUCCCUGAAAUGUCUCCUUUCUUUGUUUCUCCAAUGCGAUUGCAAAAAGGAGCACAUUGAACCAAGACAACAUGAGAGGUAUUUGCUUGGAAGUGCGCUAGCUACAUUUUUACCUGGCAUUUCUCGUGCCCUUAGUCUUGUAGUGAGUGGAGAUGUAAGACAAGGUCAUGCGGUUACGGUGAAGUCCAUGAGGUUUUGGUACAAGACUGUAGGUUUAGUAAUGGCUGAUGAACAGCUUGAGAAGACAGGGAUUGACAAGGCAGCUGGGGAUCUAGGAAGAGUUGGGGAACUUAUUGUGAAGAGGACACCAUCAUGGCGGAAAGCCACAUCCCAACGUCUUGCCAUAGUCUUACAAAAGAUAAUUUCUUGCACUUCUGCUCACCCACAUUGGAAAGUCAGACUUGAAUUGGUCAAUCUAUCCCAUCAUCUUCUUUCCCAAUGUAGCCAAUCAGUUGUCGAAUGUGUUGGUCCUCUACUUGAAGCAUUGGUAGGUGCAAUCAAUGACGAGGAACCGGAGGUUAAAAACAAAUGCAAUACAGCAUUGGAUGAUGUCGCACAAAAAAGUCAAACCAAUGGCAGACAGGACUUUACUGAUGUACUAUCCGAAAACCUCCACAACCUGGCAUCAUCUUUACCUCGACUCAUGAGAACAUCUGACGAUCAACGCAAGCUCUUUGUUCUUAACGUGUUCCUUGGGUACCUCAAGAUUCUGGGUCCUAAAAUCGAUGUGGUGUUAACUUCAGCAGUGCAUCUUGAGCGUAUCUCCAAAGCUUUGAUGCAAGUGAUGGAGCUAGACGUAACUGAUGUAAAGAUCAUUGAAGAGAAAUCUCUAACAUCCUCCGCAGAUCUGACACCUGAUGUGCAGCAAAUCCCAUCCCAGAGGAAGUAUUUCCUCUACUUCACUGAUGACAAGAUAUUUUCCGCACUCAGGAAGAUCUGCCGAAUGUUGGGAUACUACGGAAAUCUUUACCUUCUUGUAGACCGCUUCAUAGAGUUGUACAAGGAGUCAUCUGUGUACAGAAAGCAAGCGGCGUUGGUCCUUAAUGAGAUAAUUGUUGGUUCUGCAGGCAUCGGUGUAGAAACAGACACUCUUUCUCAGCCUAAAACAAAUGAAGAAGACUUGAAAUCUUCAAUCAUGUCCAUCAUCGAGGAGUACAUCAGUCUGAGCAACUGGCAUCUUCCUACAGUCUCAGAAGCUUUGGAAGGAAAUCCUGAAUCUACAGUUUUAUCUGUGAACAAUAAUGUAGAACUUAGUCUUCAAUUGCUUCCAGCAUCCAAACCUCAAACUCUCCACCAACUCAACAGCAACAUCUGGCAAAUCUGUAUCCAGCUAGAGGGCAUCGGAGGCUUCGCUUUAGCUUUGGGCACAGAUUUCAGCCUACUUCUUAUGAGAUCUCUAUAUCCAGUGCUGGAAAAGGCCGGGGAUGAGUCGCUUCUUAUAAGCCAAGUGGCUUUCAAUGCAAUGUGUGACUUCUGCAAGGCUUGCGAAUACAGUUCACCCAAGGAGCUGGUCAUCAAGAACUCUGACUACCUUCUUAAUGAUGUUUCGCUAAAUCUAGCCAGACCCAGUGUUCACCCUCAUGCUCCAAGAGUUCUAGCGGUCAUGUUUACUCAUUCGGAUGCCAGUCUGCUGCCCCUAGUGGCCGAUGUGGUGCAGGAUGUGUUAACAGCACUUGAUCUCAGCUAUGACCAGAGGACGCCACAGUUCUGUAGUGUGCUAAACUCACUCAUGAAGGCACUUGUGACAUGGUUCCCCAAUACGACGGGACACCAGAAGCCACCCACUAAAGAGACCCAGAAUAACACCUGUGUGAGUUUGAAGCAGUUUCUCCUGGACUAUAAGAAGCAGAAGGAGUUUGCAGAAGGCAUUGGAGUUGAGGACGAAGAUCCUGAUGAUCUAGAUAUUCCUCCACCAGAGCUUGCUUCUGAUGAGGACACGGAGGGUCCCGCAGUGAAAAAGGAGCUUCCUCUUCAUAUCCAGAUUGCAAAAGAUGUGAUGGAGCGAUGCAUUCACCUGCUGUCUGACUCCAACCUGAGGAUUCGACUCAAGGUUCUGGACAUUCUGGAAUUGUGUGUAUGCAUUUUACGCGAGCAAGAGGAUGAGCUUCUUCCCAUGGUGCACCGCUGCUGGCCUGCUCUCCUCCACCGUCUCACCAAUGAUGAUCCUCUUGCUGUUCCACGAGCAUUCAAGGUCUUGUGUGUUCUGGGCGACUCGUGUGGUGAUUUCCUCAGGAAACGUGUGUCUAAGGAGGUUUUACCACGUCUCACCACUAAUCUGCUGAAGCAGGCGGAGAUCAGCACUCGAUCUGGAUCCGUCUACACACAUACAUUGGCUUAUAAACUCCAGCUUGCCGUACUGCAGGGUCUCGGCCCUCUUUGUGUGAAACUGGACCUCAUGGAUGCCGAUCUCGAUCAUGUAUUGGACGCCUGUGUUCCAUACCUGAGCUGCCGACAGCCAAUCAGACUGCAGGAGGCGUGUCUUAGUGUUUUCCGCUCCCUAAUGGAUCUGGACUCUGAUCUGUGCUGGUUUAUUCUCAAUCAGCUCUACUGUCCUGUAGUUUAUGAUCCUCCUCAUCCGUUACUGCUGCCCGUCAAACUGAGCGGAGUAAACAAACCCAGAAACCAGUUCACUGACAACAUCCUCAAACUCCUGCAGGAGCUGGACGGAGAACCAGAGAAUGGAGAACCAGAAAACCAGACACAGACACUUCACAUGACAGAUAACAGGCCUUCAUACAGUACUUCACGAUGCUAGAUUUAAAGGGGCAGUUCACUCAAAAAUGAACAUUUACUCACUAUUUACUCUCCUUAAGUGGUUAUAAACAUUUAUGAGAUUCCUUUUUUGUUGUUGUUGUUCACAAAAUAAGAUACUUUGAAGAAUGUUAGAAACCUGUAACCUUUGUUUUUUUCCUACUAUGGAAGUCAAUGGUUACAGGUUUCUAACAUUCUUCAAAAGUCAAUAAUUAACGUUUUCCAACAUUUUUCAAAAUAUCUUCUUUUGUGGAGCUGGAUGGAGAACCAGACGCUUCACAUGACAUAUAACAGACCUUGUUAUAUCUCAGUGCCAGAUUUAAAGAGGCAGUUCACCCAAAAAUGAACAGUUACUCACUAUUUAUUUAUCCUGAAGUGGUUAUAAACAUUUAUGAGUUUUUUUUCUUCUUCAAUUCUUCAACACAAAAAAAGAUAUUUCGAGCAAUGCUAGAAACCUGUAACCAUUGACUUUUAAAGUAUUUGUUUUUCCUACUAUGGAAGUAAAAGGUUACCAGUUACCAACAUUUUUCAAAGUAUCUUCUUUUGUGUUUAACAGAAAAUAAACCUCAAACUUGUGUGUGAUUGUGAAGGGUGAGUAAAUGAUGACUAUUUUCAUUUUGGGUGAACUGUCCCUUUAAGAUAGCUAAUUAUUCUUGGUUUCUGAUAUUCAUUUAUUAAUUUUGACAAAAUAAACAACUAAC
Molecule: messenger RNA, 4298 nt
Organism: Danio aesculapii
Lineage: Eukaryota; Metazoa; Chordata; Actinopteri; Cypriniformes; Danionidae
Gene: tti1
Product: TELO2 interacting protein 1
Exons: 9
Coding region: 263-3601 (1112 amino acids)
Biological process (GO): chromatin remodeling
Cellular component (GO): cytoplasm
Source: RefSeq, a predicted model, not a curated record